UCCAAUAAAUCAACCACCAUUUAUUUGUUCAUAUUAUGUGCCAGGUACUGCGCUAAUUGGGGAGGGAAAAAAGCAAAGCCCCUCCCAGCUUGUGAGCAACAAGAGCUUUGCUACUCCCUCACCCCAACCCCAGUGCCCAGUGAGUAAGAUCCUACUACCAACGAUUGCGCUCAGUGCCCAGGACAACCCUCUUCUCCUCCCCUCCAUGUCCCCCAGCGCGAGCUCAGAAGCUAAAGGUGGCUCGAGCCACCGCGGUCGGUUGAGGGGACCAGGGUAGGGGGGCGGGAUGGAGCCGAGCCAGAUGGAAAAGAAAGUUUCGGAGCUUAGUCAGUCUCAGCAAUCCAAAAUUCAUUCGCCGUUCACGGUUCCUUUUCGCACGAGCGACAGCCGAGCUAACGACAACAUGGCCGAAACAAGAAAUUUGGACUCCAUGUCUCUGGCGUCCUCCACUCAGCAAUCCUCCACGAGGAUUGAUCUUAUCAGUGAUGACAGUAAGGAGAGUACAGGCCGAAAGCUGUUGAACAUGCUGAGAAAAACUAUUAAAGGAAGUGAGGAUCAAGAAUUAGAUGUAGCACAGGCUGUACCAGCUUUGGUUCCACUUGGUGAUGUCGUUGGCUGCCUAGCUGUCCAUAUAAGAAGAUGCAGGCAUUUUUCACCUAUGACCAACUUACAGCAUUUCACAAAUUUGUUUAUUCGCAUCACUGUAAACAAGAUCAUGAAAUACACUAAAACUCAUUCCUUGAAUUGUAAAAAUAAUGAGAAUAGACCUGAAAUUAAGUUUGAAGAAGUGAAAUACUUCUCUGUACAGGUUCCAAGACGGCAGGAUGAUGGAAGGAAUAUGAUUUAUUUGGAGCUAAUGAAAUUUGAUCAUUUGAAAGCAUACCCUGUAGUAUUGGGAAGUUUUGGCUUACAUCUUUAUGAAGUAAUUCAGAAGGGAUGCUUCACAGAAGAAUUUCUUAUGAGGAUUAGAAACCAGAUUGUCUGCAAGGUUGAAGUGGAAUUUAUGUUUUCCUAUGGAAACUUUGGUUAUGGCUUUUCACAUCAGUUAAAACCACUUCAGAAGUUGAUUCAGCCAUCCAUGUUUAUGCAUAUCCCCCCACCUGCAGAAAGAACAGACCCUCUAACAAAUGUUAUCACACCACAACUAAUAGAAUAUCCAGCCUUCUUAUCGCCAGACCUGAAUGUUACUGUUGGGACGCAGCAAAAACAGACUCAUUCAUCAUCUCCCAUAAGACUUGAAAAACUUCAGCAACAACCUCGAGAGAGACUUGAAAGAAUGAAGAAAGAAUACAGAAAUCUGAAAACAUGGGAAGAGAAAUCUAGAUAUUUAGACCAAAUUCUUCGCAUGAAAACAGACCUGAAAGACGCUAAUGAUAUUGAUGGUAAUGAUGCCAUAUUUAUUAAGCAUGAUUCUCCACCUCUAGCAAGUUUCUCCCAGACACUAGAAUACUCACUAAAAAAGCAAGAGGUUAAACCUCUUCUAUCUGAGUUUCCUAUCAAAACACCUGAACUUAAGAAGAGGCUGCCACUGGCAGAAAUGAGAGAGUGGUCUCCAGAUUUAUGUUUAAAUCUUCAAGGAGAUGCUGAAACAAAAAAUGAAAGCCUUCCUUCUCCUUUACCUCCUGUUUCAUUAAGAGAAAAAGAAAUUCGUGUAGACUCUAUAGAUGAAAGAGAUGAACUAGUAUGUGAAAACAUUGGCCCUAAAGGAGAAAUGUCAGAAAGAUGGAUCACAGGCUUGGCUUCACCAAAAGUAAAACCAAAACAGAGCCAUAUAAGCCCAGGAAGAAUAAACUUAAUUCAGUCAGAAACAAAGUUGAAAAGUAUCAUUUUAAGCCCAUUUAGAAAAAAGAGAAGCACAGAUGAACUUGAAUUAGAAACAAAAAGGCAAACUUUAAAGCAUGAAAGCAAAAUGAGCUCAGAAUUUCUUCAGGAGCUAAAAGAAGACAUUGAAGCAGUGGCAAGGAUGCGUCUUUCUCGACAUGUUUCCUUUAAUAUUUUGCAGGAAGCUACAGAAUUACCUUCAAGUGAAGAUCUGCUAAAAAAAGAUAAGUUUGAAAAAGAUAUUAACUUGGAUGAAGCUAAAGACAAGGAUGAGGAAAGGGAAAAGUACAAGGAAGGAAUAGGUGAAAAGAAUAACGCAGAGGAAGAAAAGUGAGGGCACCAACUAUCAUGGAGGACAGGGAACUUGGACUUGGAGGAGCACCCAGUAGACACCAGCCAGGACUCUUCAAAUAAUAAAAAGGAAGAUUUGCAUUUGACCUCAUUUAAGCAUCUUGAAAAAGCAAAUGCAAAAAGCAAGGUUUGACUGGGGAAGAAGCCCAGAUGAUUACCGAUACCCAUUCAAAAAUCUUAUAAGACCAAAUACUGCUCCAGAGUUUAACAAAUGAAUAAACCCACAUAAGUCAUCAACAUUUCUGUGUAUUACCAACAAAGUCCAGCAGUAAGAGUGGGAA
Messenger RNA from Phascolarctos cinereus (koala), 2453 nucleotides. Its product is annotated as cation channel sperm-associated targeting subunit tau-like. The record is from RefSeq and is a predicted model, not a curated record. NCBI's taxonomy places the organism in Eukaryota, Metazoa, Chordata, Mammalia, Diprotodontia, Phascolarctidae.